AUGUCUGGUAACUGGAACAGAAUUUCAGGUAACUGGUGCAGAAUGUCUGGUGCAGAAUGUCAGGUAACUGGUGCAGAAUGUCAGGUAACUGGUGCAGAAUGUCAGGUAACUGGUGCAGAAUGUCAGGUAACUGGUGCAGAAUGUCAGGUAACUGGUGCAGAAUGUCAGGUAACUGGUGCAGAAUGUCAGGUGCAGAAUGUCAGAAUGUCAGGUAACUGGUGCAGAAUGUCAGGUAACUGGUGCAGAAUGUCUGGUGCAGAAUGUCAGGUAACUGGUGCAGAAUGUCAGGUAACUGGUGCAGAAUGUCAGGUAACUGGUUCAGGAUGUCAGGUAACUGGUGCAGAAUGUCAGGUAACUGGUGCAGAAUGUCAGGUAACUGGUGCAGAAUGUCUGGUGUAG
Physella acuta is the source of this 399-nucleotide messenger RNA. RefSeq lists its product as uncharacterized. The record is from RefSeq and is a predicted model, not a curated record. Lineage: Eukaryota; Metazoa; Mollusca; Gastropoda; Physidae.